Messenger RNA from Ooceraea biroi (clonal raider ant), 3407 nucleotides. RefSeq names its product optic ganglion reduced (gene ogre). Gene Ontology annotation, cellular component: plasma membrane; gap junction. Lineage: Eukaryota; Metazoa; Arthropoda; Insecta; Hymenoptera; Formicidae. Gene Ontology annotation, molecular function: gap junction channel activity. The record is from RefSeq and is a predicted model, not a curated record.
AUGUACAAGCUGCUAAGCGACGUAGGCCGUUACUUUAAACGGCAAGAGAUCACCACGGACUCUAUGGUGUUCCGCUUGCACAACAAUUUCACUACGGCACUGCUGUUCACGUGCUCGAUGGUGAUCACGGCCACCCAGUACGUUGGUAAUCCGAUCUCCUGUAUCGUCCAGGGUCUACCUACGCAUGUUAUCAACACUUACUGCUGGAUAACGUCCACGUUCACCAUGCCCGACGCCUUCAAUCGACAGAUCGGCACGGAGGUCGCCCAUCCAGGAGUGGCGAACGACUUCGGGGAUGUCAACGCCAGGAAAUAUCACACGUACUACCAGUGGGUCUGCUUCGUGCUGUUUUUCCAGGCGCUUGUGUGCUACUUGCCGCGAUAUCUGUGGAAUUGUUGGGAAGGCAAUCUGGUACAAACGCUGGUGAAUGGCAUGAAUCACGGCAUGGAUCAGCAGGAAACCAUAACGAAGAAGAAACACGUCCUCAUGGAUUACUUAAUGAGGCACAUCAGGAGACACAACUCGUACGUGUAUCGGUACUUCGCCUGCGAGGUGUUCUGCCUGAUAAACAUAUUCGGCCAGAUGUACCUGAUGAACCGAUUCUUCGGCGGGCAAUUCAUCAGCUACGGGGUGCGGGUGCUGCAGUUCUCGGACCUGCCGCAGGAGGAGCGGAUCGACCCGAUGGUCUACAUAUUCCCGCGCGUCACCAAGUGCAUCUUCCACAAGUACGGUCCGUCCGGUACGAUCCAGCAGCACGACUCGCUCUGCAUCCUGCCGCUCAACAUCGUCAACGAGAAGACGUACAUCUUCAUCUGGUUCUGGUUCCUGAUACUGUCCGGCAUGCUGAUCGGCCUGCUGCUGUACCGCCUGGCGAUUAUUAUCAUGACGAGCCUGCGCUCGCGGCUGCUGCAUCUGUCGACGCGGAUGCUGCCGAUCGAGAUCUGCCAGAGUGUCAGCAAGAAGCUCGACCUGGGCGACUGGUGGAUACUCUACUGCCUGGCGAGCAACAUGGACUCGCUCCUCUACAGGGAUUUCCUCAUGGAGUUCACGAAGAAGAUGGGCGACACCAGCUCGAGGCCCGUGACGGCAUAAGCGCGAGACCGUCCUAGACGUGUAGCGUGUUGGUGUAUAGUACGAGAAUUACUUAGCUUAAAUACGACAUCGACAUGGACUCACUCCACACCUCGCGACGCGCUUUUCCGUUGCUGAUCGCGCGCGUAUCGUCGUGGCGUCGCGCUACGACUUAUAUAGAUUAUAUUUUCGUACCGCGUCAAGUACCGUAGCGUUAAUCCACACACGCGCGCGAGAGGGAUCGAGGUUGACGCCGGACUUGAUUCCGCUUCCUUUGUACGUGGCGAUUCGGAGUUGUCGCCAGCGAUCUCCUUCAAGCUUUUAAUUAAACAUGAAAAUGGAUGAAGGAAUGACCGAUCGUUUCGACAUCAAUUUUGUUUUUUUAUGACCGUGUAAUAAUUGUUAAAAGUUCGAAGGAUGCUCCGAGUCGCGUUACGCAAGAUUGAUCUUCUCCAAGUCAACGAUCACACUUCUUCGACAUUCCCGGCUUGGGCGAGAUCAGCGCAGCGAUAUUACACUUACGCGGUCUCGCGCGCGCGGAUGAGAUUUUAAUGAGGCAGUUUCAUGUAGAAUAUAUAUGUAGGGAUAGGUACGAAGCUGGUGAGGAGCGAUAGUCCGUUAUUCGACGAACGCUGUUAUUCGAAGAGGAAUGAUCCUAACGCGACUCUGGCGUGAGCAGUGUACGUGAAAAUUUAGCUCAAUUGCGGAACCCGUAUGUCAUGUAUAUAAUGUAACGGACGCGCAAAGGGUGUUUCCACUGCGCGUAUCCCCUUCAUCAGCGGAGCAGGACGAGAACGACGAUGGAAAAGGUAUUUUUAGCUCUUCGAGAUCGUUCGAUGAUCGAAUUUACUUUUAUUCGCCUUGAAAGUUUUCUUGUCCUCAAGGUCUUCAAGAGGACCUCGCGCGAUUCGAGGCAAAGAAUUCCUUAAAAAAAAAUACUCAGUUUCCAGAUGCUUUCAACGAGUUGCGUUUACGUUUUGAUGUAUUGAAGGACGACGUGAUUCUGUGUCACAACUAAUGUCCGAGGACCAGAUAGAUAUAAUUUAUCGCCGAUUGCCUUAGUCGCGCAAAAGUGAUUGUACACUCUGCAUACUCGUUCGCCGGUUGCUCAAAGCGUAUUAACAUUUCCAUUGGCACUUUUACUUCGUGCUCGCAGUCGCGUUCGGGAAUUCGGUACGUCGAUCGUGACGACCUUGGAAAAAGUGCGACGUGUAAUCUAACUGUUCACAUCGGAUUAAGCGAUCUCUCCCGCCCGCCCGCCCGCUCGCUCGCUUGCAUGAAAUGACCGAUGAAGUUGCAAUUUAUCGUGACGUGCAUGUUACCGGCCUGUCGGCCUGGCGUUUUUAGCGGACAUUUAUUCACUCGGCGUGACGCAUGAGCAUCUCAUGAGCGACGCGCGCCUUAUUUAUCCCUUAUAUGUCAAUUAAGAGAAAAGAGGCUACGUUAGAAGAACGCGUGAUCUGGCGUCGCUUAAUUAUGGUAUAGCGUGUAGAAUCCUCGACUUCAAUUUGCUCGAGUCUUUAACGAGCUCAACAAUGACAUCCCGAGUCUUUAUGUAACGGGAAUAUUUUUAUCUUGUUGUAAAACUGAGAGAUAUUUAAUAUAAUAUUGAUAUAAUAUUGAAUAUCAGAGAAUUAGAAUCUCUUGGCAGUUUUUAUUUCUUUUUUUUUUUGUUUUUAGACAAGGUUCAAGUCCGUCAUUCAAAUUAAGGUCGAGGAUUUCGAUACCGAGCAACGUGUAAUCUCAAACUAUCUCCUUCCGCGCAACGUAACGGGGAACAAAUUACUCUCGCAUUACGACUUAAGUCAUGUCCAGGCGCGUUCACGUAUACGCGCUUGUGUACUUUCGCUGCCAACCGAUUGCGUCAUCUUGGACCGCAAGAGAACCGCGUCAUACGAGCUAGCUCGACUAAUAAUGGUUACUGGAGGAUUGCGAUGAUUGCGUAGUGGCGAUCGGAAAUAUCGUAAGAGAAAAAAACUUCUUCGUUCUUCCUUACGUUAACUUUGUUCAAUUCCUUUUUAUUCGUUAAUCGCAUCGGAAUUGAUUUGCUUAAUCGUGCUCGCGUGCAUGUCCUGCAGUUAUUGCGUAAGAUGUGAUAAACAGUAGUAACAAUCGAGAGAGAGACUAAAGGUCGAAGUCUUUGAGAGAGGCGAGAAACUUUAUUGUCGACUCGCUCGAUAUCCCGCGCAAGAUUCUUUAGCCGUUUGUGUUCUACGGACAACGCCGCCGUUGUCGAGACAAGACUUUUCCACUUGGGACUCGUGGACUCGUUCGUUCAUAGCCUCUUAGCGUUUAAGUUUGAUUGUAUCUAAGAGAAUAAAGAUGUGUAAAGAGAU